AAGGAGAGAGCGAAGCUGGCUUGACACUUUUGCAAACUUUUGUAAAGCCAGCCAGCCUUAUUUAUAAGCACUAGCCACAGGAAAAGAUAGAAAGAAAAAGAGGCAAAAAUUCAUCAUACUCAUCAAACAAAAGCACAGAGAGAGAGAGAGAACAGAGAAACAAAGCUAAUAAAGAGAGGAAUUCAAGGAAGGAGAAGGGUUUCUGUGAAGCUUGAGCCUCGAGGGCUGAUGCAGACAAUGGAGCAACCACAGCAACAGAACCAGUUAAUGGUGCAAAACUCAGGCAGUCUUAGCUUUAGCAGCCAAAUGUCUAAAGAAGAUGAAGAGAUGUCAAGGUCUGCACUUUCUACCUUUAGAGCUAAAGAAGAAGAGAUUGAGAGGAAGAAGCUCGAGGUUAGAGAGAAGGUACAAGCUCAGUUGGGUCGUGUUGAGGAAGAGACCAAACGUUUGGCCAUGAUUCGUGAGGAACUUGAAGCACUAGCAGAUCCCAUGAGGAAAGAGGUUGCUGUAGUUAGAAAGAAGAUUGAUACAGUGAACAAAGAAUUGAAACCGCUAGGGCAUACUGUCCAGAAGAAGGAAAAAGAAUACAAGGAAGCCCUGGAGGCUUUCAAUGAUAAGAACAAGGAAAAAGUACAGCUCAUAACCAAAUUGAUGGAGCUGGUGAGCGAAAGCGAGAGGUUGAGGCUGAAGAAACUGGAGGAGCUGAGCAAGAACGUAGAUUCGAUACACUGAUGAUGAUUAUAUAUAGAGCCUAAUGCUGUUAACUUAUUAGGUUUGUGUGAUGUAUUUAAGGUAAGUUCUCUAUAUUUAUAUAAGGGUGUUUUUGGGUUUGAUGUAUUCUAUGGUUGUUUGUUUUUAUUAGAAUUUGAUGGAGUUUUUCAACUGAUUUAGGAUAUAGGGAAAAUUUCCCUAUAAACACAGGUUUGUAACUAAAUGUAUCUUGACUCUGCAUUUUGUUCUCACUUUUUUCUCUUGUGAUCAA
Manihot esculenta (cassava) is the source of this 982-nucleotide messenger RNA. Its product is annotated as GRB10-interacting GYF protein 2. The record is from RefSeq and is a predicted model, not a curated record. NCBI's taxonomy places the organism in Eukaryota, Viridiplantae, Streptophyta, Magnoliopsida, Malpighiales, Euphorbiaceae. The coding region runs from base 229 to 732 and encodes 167 amino acids. The transcript is spliced from 4 exons.